Messenger RNA from Alligator sinensis (Chinese alligator), 9487 nucleotides. RefSeq names its product ABL proto-oncogene 2, non-receptor tyrosine kinase (gene ABL2). Gene Ontology annotation, molecular function: ATP binding; protein binding; non-membrane spanning protein tyrosine kinase activity. Bases 1 to 3414 code for a protein of 1137 amino acids. The record is from RefSeq and is a predicted model, not a curated record. Lineage: Eukaryota; Metazoa; Chordata; Crocodylia; Alligatoridae. The transcript is spliced from 11 exons. Gene Ontology annotation, biological process: regulation of apoptotic process; protein phosphorylation.
AUGAUCCUGGGGACAGUUCUCCUACAGUCCAACAGUUACGGUAAAGAAGAGAGCAGGCUGCUCUGCUGCCUUGGCAAUGAAGCCUCUGAAUCUGGCAUAUCAGACUUCACAGAGGCCCUUCAUCGCCCCUAUGGUUGUGAUGUCGAACCGCAGGCACUGAAUGAAGCCAUCAGGUGGAGCUCCAAGGAAAAUCUGCUUGGAGCCACUGAGAGCGAUCCCAAUCUCUUUGUUGCACUUUACGAUUUUGUAGCAAGUGGUGACAACACACUCAGCAUCACCAAAGGUGAGAAGCUAAGAGUCUUGGGUUAUAACCAGAAUGGUGAAUGGAGCGAGGUACGUUCUAAGAAUGGGCAGGGAUGGGUGCCAAGCAACUACAUCACACCAGUGAACAGCCUGGAAAAGCAUUCUUGGUAUCAUGGACCAGUGUCACGUAGUGCAGCAGAGUAUCUCCUGAGCAGCUUAAUCAAUGGCAGUUUCCUGGUUCGUGAAAGUGAGAGCAGUCCAGGGCAACUAUCCAUCUCACUCAGGUAUGAGGGACGUGUUUACCACUACAGGAUCAAUACCACCACAGAUGGAAAGGUGUAUGUGACAGCAGAAAGUCGCUUCAAUACACUAGCAGAGCUAGUUCACCAUCAUUCAACGGUGGCGGAUGGAUUAGUGACAACCUUGCAUUACCCAGCACCCAAGUGCAAUAAGCCCACUGUUUAUGGAGUGUCUCCCAUCCAUGACAAGUGGGAGAUGGAAAGAACGGAUAUCACCAUGAAGCACAAGCUUGGAGGAGGGCAGUAUGGUGAAGUGUAUGUUGGUGUCUGGAAGAAAUACAGUCUCACGGUUGCUGUGAAAACACUAAAGGAAGAUACCAUGGAAGUGGAAGAGUUCCUGAAAGAAGCUGCUGUGAUGAAGGAAAUCAAGCAUCCAAAUCUGGUGCAGUUAUUAGGUGUAUGUACGCUGGAGCCACCCUUUUACAUUGUAACAGAAUACAUGCCAUAUGGGAACCUGCUGGACUACCUACGGGAAUGCAACCGGGAGGAGGUGAGCGCUGUUGUGCUGCUGUACAUGGCCACCCAGAUCUCGUCUGCCAUGGAAUAUUUGGAAAAGAAGAACUUUAUCCACAGGGACCUAGCAGCUCGGAACUGCUUGGUAGGAGAAAAUCAUGUGGUGAAGGUGGCUGAUUUUGGCUUGAGUCGAUUGAUGACUGGAGAUACCUACACAGCUCAUGCUGGAGCUAAAUUUCCUAUCAAAUGGACAGCUCCUGAGAGCCUGGCUUAUAACACCUUCUCAAUUAAAUCAGAUGUUUGGGCCUUUGGGGUGCUGUUGUGGGAAAUUGCCACUUAUGGGAUGUCACCAUACCCAGGUAUUGACCUCUCACAGGUGUAUGAUCUGCUGGAGAAAGGAUAUAGGAUGGAACAGCCAGAAGGAUGUCCCCCAAAGGUUUAUGAACUGAUGAGAGCAUGCUGGAUGUGGAAUCCCCCAGAACGACCAUCAUUUGCUGAGACCCACCAGGCCUUUGAAACUAUGUUCCAUGACUCCAGCAUAUCAGAAGAGGUGGCAGAAGAGCUUGGAAGAACAGCCUCAUCAUCAUCUAUAGUUCCUUAUUUGCCCCGGUUACCCAUGCUUCCCUCCAAGACUAGAACUUUGAAGAAACAGACAGAGAACAAGGAGAAUAUUGAAGGAACACAGGAAGCUGUGGAGCAUUCGGCUUCCAGCUCAGCACCAGGGUUUAUCAGAAGUGCACAACCAACAAGUGGGUCUCCAGCCCUGCCUCGCAAGCAGAGGGACAAGUCACCCAGCAGCCUCUUGGAAGAUGCCAAAGAGACCACCUUUACGAGGGACAGGAAAGGUGGCUUUUUCAGCUCUUUCAUGAAGAAGAGGAAUGCCCCCACACCUCCAAAGCGCAGCAGUUCCUUCCGCGAGAUGGAAAAUCAGCCCCACAAGAAAUAUGAGCUAACGGGUAAUUUUUCAUCUGUUGCUUCCUUGCAGCAUGUUGAUGGGUUCUCUUUUCCUCCCACCCAGCAAGAUUCAAACCUGGCCCCACCCAAGUGCUAUGGUGGAGGCUUUGCACAGAGGAACUUCUGCAGUGAUGAUGGUGGUACUGGCAGUGGUGGGGGUGCAAGCGCUGGUGGCGGGUGGUCAGGCAUCACAGGUUUCUUUACACCACGCUUGAUUAAAAAAACACUGGGUUUACGAGCAGGGAAACCCACUGGCAAUGAAGAAGCUUCAAAGCCUUUUCCAAGGUCAAACUCUACAUCUUCCAUGUCUUCAGGGCUUCCAGAGCAGGAUAGAAUGGCAAUGACCCUUCCCAGAAAUUCCCAGAGGUCAAAAAUACAACUGGAAAGGACAGUUUCCACGUCCUCUCAGCCAGAUGAGAGCACAGGUAGGUCCAAUGACCUGCUUCCUAAAAGGUUUGAAGAAGGCCCUGCUGUGACCAGAGAGAGACCAAAAGCCAAAUUCUUGCCAAGAGGUGCCACAGCUCUUCCUUUUAGACCCCCUAUGGGGGAGUCAGCUGCCACAGAGAAGGAUGGUCCAGUAGUAACAGCAGCCCCUAAAAACAAAGAAAAAAAUAGUGGUACAAGGCAAGGGACAGUAGAGGAUGGAGAGAGACCAGGAUGGUCCUCUCCAGCAAAGGCUGCAGCAAUACUUCCAACCACUCAUAACCACAAAGUGCCAGUCCUAAUCUCACCCACUCUAAAACAUACUCCAGCAGACGUGCAGCUCAUUGGCACAGACUCUCAGGGUAAUAAAUUUAAGCUCUUAUCUGAGCAUCAGGUUACAUCUUCCGGCGACAGGGACCGGCCCAGACGGGUAAAACCAAAGUGUGCCCCACCUCCUCCACCAGUUAUGAGGCUCCUACAGCAGCCACCCACUGGCUCAGACACUGCAGAAGAGCAGAAUAAUACCACAGGAGCUCAGCAUGGACUGGAAAUGAGCGAAGGUGGUAAAAAGGCAGCGGUGGUACCUGUUGGUGGAAAAACUGGGAGGCCCGUUUUGCCUCCACCUCAAGUGCCUCUGUCAUCGUCUUCCACCUCCCCAGCAAAAAUGGCCAAUGGCACGGCGGGUGCCAAAGUGGCACUAAGAAAGACCAAACAAGCAGCUGAGAAAAUCUCUGCGGACAAAAUUAGCAAGGAGGCACUGCUGGAGUGUGCAGAUCUCCUCUCUAGUGCCAUCACCGAGCCAACGCCAAACAGCCAGCUGGUGGAUACUGGGCACCAGUUGUUGGAUUACUGCUCAGGCUAUGUCGACUGUAUCCCGCAAACGCGCAACAAAUUUGCUUUCCGGGAAGCCGUGAGCAAACUGGAACUCAGCUUGCAGGAACUGCAGGUGUCCUCCACAGCUGCUAGUGUGCCCGGGGCCAACCCGGUCCUUAAUAACUUACUGUCAUGUGUCCAAGAAAUCAGUGAUGUGGUUCAAAGGUAGCUACUGUCAAUCUUAGUAGAAGAAAAUAUACAUGGAGGGGAAACUCUUUUUCUGUACUGAUGAUUUCAGAAGGAAAGACUGAUACUUGAGUGAGUUUGUGAAGUACCUCAGAUUACUGAGUUCUCCUCUCGUUUACAGGUUCAUCUCAAAUAUGGGGAGGGAGGGAGGAAGGCGAUGCUGGAGGGAGGGAGAAGUGGGGUAGAUUGAAGCUGAAGGGGCAGAAUGUUUAAAAAUUGCCUCACCAGAAAAAUCUGAUCUGCUUGUGUCUACAAGGGAGAGCCGUUCCUUACUCUUUCCAAUGAGAGGAAGGAGAAGAGAUGGUGGGUUCUCGUUUCGGUGAGGGUGGUUUCCCUUCCGAUAUCCAGAGUACCUGUGUGGUUGCAGGGCCACUUGGAUGUACAGAUCCUCCCCUUUCUGCACUAAUGCUUGCUUUGGCCUCCUGAGAUCACAAGGGAAAGGCACCGGGACUCUGUGGGCGCUCAUGCUGAGAGUUCUGAAGGGGGAGAUUCCGUGCGAUUGUGGAGGAGGAGGUCUAACGCACUGAUGGUAUUCAGAGCUGCUGGAAGUGGAUGCACUAGCCCAGAUGGCGUACUUCCACAGUGCUGUGGCUGCUGUAAUAAGAACUACAAAAUGAGUUAAUAUAUGAAAUGAAAUGAACCCCUUUCCCUGCCCACGCCAUGACAUCACACAUUCAUAUUUUCAUUAAAUUUGAAGCUGAAGGGGUACUGGGCAGACUUGCCACUGGAUUAUGCCCCUACCCCACCAUACAUCCUUCACUUGGGUUGGUUGGCUACUCCUGCUUCAGGUAGCCUAGCAUGGAUGUUACCUACUGGUCACUUGCCAGUAGUUUGAGAUUCAUGCACAUUUGCCAAUGUCUUCUGUAGAUUGUUGUAACUUUGGUACAAUGUUGGCUCCCUCUCCUCUUUUUGGUCACUUUAAGAUCCAUACUUGGCAAGGCACUGCCUCCUGUCAGUGCAGUUUCUCACUGUUCUCUACAUUCCUUUUUAGUAUUAAAAGUGCCGACACUAAUACAGUCCUCUUAGGAACCAGAAAAUACAACUUUACUGUCCCACUGUCUUCCUUCUGCUGCAGGCUUUGCUAACGGUCAUCUAAGUAUCUGUCCCUUGAUCUCACAUAACAUUAACUGUUGGUGGCUUUUUGGAAGGUGCCCACCUGUUUUGACUUGCAGGACUCUACCUCUUCAGGGCAUCAGGCUGCACAGAUAUGAAAGGAGUGCAAGGUGGUGGUGGUGAUGCUGGAGCAUAGAAAGCAGAUAGCAUUUACUGAUGUAGAGCAUACAUGGAUCUUCCUUUUGCCUCCAGCGGGAAUGUCUAUAUGUUAGUAUAUCAAUAUACUCCUCUGUAUCUGAGGCUUGAAGAAAACCAGCAUGGCUCAGAUAUGUAGCAUCAUUGAGGAUUUUGCGCUCUCUUGCAUAUUGACAAUCCACAGAAUUGGAAUCAGAAUUGGAAACAGUUUUCCUUGCUGUUUGCUGCUGGCAUGUAGGGAAGAGUUGUACUACCUUGCAUGGUUUCAGGAGAGGGAAGCAGUAGGCAUGGUGCGUGUUUCCAAGUACAUGCUCACUAAUGAAUGUUUUUGCUUAUGUUCCAUUCUUUGCUGGAGAGCUGGUGAGGUUGUUUCAAGGUCUGACUUGCUCUGCACCUUAAAUCUUAUAUUUUAGCUAAAAUCUUAAUUUUUUUAAUGUUAUCAAACUGCUUUUAAGUAAAGUCAUUGUUGGUCUGGGGGUGAAGUGUGAAGUUGAGGCCUGGCAGUGGGUCAGUAAGAGUAAAAAUCUCAAGUAAGAGGUUCUUGAGAAUUUGUCCUGUCCUUUUGAACCUUGAGCCAUUUUCGAUUCACUGUCACCCUUACACUACAACUGCCUUAGUGGUAACCCAGAAACUGCCCAAACCACUCUUCCAUUGGGUCAGUAUAACAUUGGCAAGUGGCUCACCCCCAGGCUACCCUACCCUGUUGUCCUACUUUGAGACCUGUGAUUCAAAGGAGGAGUGUCAGCUGUGCUUAGAGGGUUGCUUUAUGAUAAAUCAAGUUUCAUUGCUACAUGUGAGCAAGUGUAGCAGUGGAGUAAUGUGCGUGUAUUUCUGAAUAUAAUGGACCAGUUGAGCUUUGUGGUCUGUGAUAAAUGAAAUUCAAAAAAAGGCCAAGUAGCAUCAGUGAUGGGAAAAUCAAAGUUGGUAGUCAGUUUUGGUCUUUUCAAGCUGGUAGUGUUGAAAUGGGGACAAUGGAAGUGCAGCAUGUUUAGUCUCUGUCUGCCUGGCACUUGGACCACAUGACAGGAUCUGAUGCCUGUUUCUGCAAUAGGUUGGCUGUUCAACUGCUUCCUUCCAAUGCAGACCCCUGUGCUUCAAGCCUUAGCACCAAGUGAGGGCAGUUUAGGGGGUGCUGCCUCAGCAUUCCUUGCACAUGGUAGUUUGUGCUCAGCCAGAGCACAGAGUACCAAGAGCAGGUGUCGGAUUUUGCCACUGUUAUCUCCUGAACCUUUCAACGAUUUUUCUAUUUUGUCUUUUUGGAUGUUUAUACAUGUGCUGCAGGGGGUAAAGGGAUGCACCUUAAAGCCCCCUGAUCGUCACGUGCAUCAGUGUCCCCAUGCUGAAAAAUGGUGGUGGGGGGUGCUUUAGUUAAAACACCCCGCCACCAUUUUUAGCACAGGGACACUGAUGCACGCAGUGCUGGAGUCUGGAGCAUGGCAAUUACCACACUCCAGCAAACUUGAUUAAUCAAAUCUGCCCCGACAUGCUGUAAUUAUAGCACGUCAGAGCAGCCUCAGUGUACCUGUGUAGGCGCCCUUUGUGUCUCUUUCAGUUAUCUUGGUCAUAACUGUGCAUUACCCUAAACAAAUCUGCUGUAAAAAGGAUGACCUGUGAAAGGGUCCCUCUGUAUUGCUUUGUCCUAUCUUUUUCAUCCUUAAAAGUAUAGUUUUUAACUGUAGAAAUUCAGGCUUUUUCUGACCUGGAGAGCUGUCAUUGCAGGAGAUGGACCGAAACAGGGCAAUUUUGAGGGAGAAGGCCCUUAUCACCAAGUUUUGAAAACUACUUUCUUUUUUUCUUGGUAACAUUUUCUAUCAAGUGUGCAGAUGCUGGAGCUUAACAAAUGUCCUUCCAGAUUCCAGCUUGUCUCAAAGUCCUGCGGUAAAAACAGGGAAGGACAGACUCAGACAUUCCAGGCAGUUCUGAUGCGCAACUCCCCUGUCAGUCCAUCCUUAUCCACCAUGAAUAUUUUUUUAAAACAAGUGUUAUUUCUAGCUCCUCCCUCACACCACACGCCCCGUUUCUGCCACACAGGUCAAACUCCAGGGUGGGUGCACAGAGCAAUUCUAAUCCACUCUAGACAGUAGCUCAGGGCCUCAGAUUGCAGUCUUGCUGAUAAAUCCAUGGCCUUUUACAUCCCUAUUGCAUGUGCUGCAAUAGAUCAAGUACGCAAAGAUUGGGGGGUGUGGAGAAGAUGCAGCAAUGGAGUUCAUGGGCUUCUUAAUUUUACACUCAUAUUUUCCUGCAGGUCUUGAUGUCUUAUGCUUCCUUUUUUAAUUAAGGGGGUGGGGAGGGAAGGGGAGCUGGUCCAUUCAACCUGUAUCAUGUGUCUGCAUUUUUGUACUUGCCACUAUUGGAUGAAUCAGUUAAGCUAUUGUUGAUUUUUGAGGCUCCAACUGGUCUGUUUUAUAGACAGGGAAGCUGCUGUGAGGGGUGCAGAAUUGCUGCCACUUAUGUCUACUGUGGUGCAGUGCCAUGCUGUGUAGAGAAGCUUGUGCUAGCUUUGAACAAGUUGGUGUGUACAUAGCACAGUGCAGAUACUUGGUUGGCUCCUGGAGCCAGGGUACAUCAGUAGCUACAUCAGUCUGGUCUUAGCCUGGCCAGUGGGUCCAGGCAGGGUGCAGUACUGAUGCUGCUUCUGGAGCCAGCUGGGGUAGCUCUGUGGUAUUGUGUUGUGCUUUGUAGACAUGCCUUUGGAGCUGUUACUCUGCUGCUUGGAUUGCCCAUUGUCCCCCUGCUGCAAGAGAGCGCCCAUGGUGGGGAGGAGUGAAAUCUGUUUGCAGCAAUAGGGGUCAGUUCCUCCUGUUCUCUGUCUCGGAGGCCACCUAGAAAUGUUACAAACCCUCCCCUUUUGUUUAGGUUGACUUUCACUUGGCCUUUAGGGCUCCUAGCUGCAUUGACCCCUCUGCUUUCUUCAUUGCACAGGAUGAGUACAGUACCAUAUUACAAAUGUAAUGGGGAGGGAGGAACCUGCUGGCCUUAAUGAAAGGCACAGUCACUAAACUGAAGUGGUAUUUGUGGGCAAGGAAGGGAGAUAGCCUGUGCAUUGAGGCUGUUUGCAGUCUGGCUUCUUGCUCAGCUCACUCUGGCAUCAGCCUGCCAGUAAGUGUGAAUCAGACAGGGUCCUGGUAACAUGGCCCAAGCAGCUUCUUGCAACAAGCACGUGAACUUCAGCACUUUCUCUUCACCUCACCCCUGCACAGUGGGGGGGAUACCCCUCAGGGGCAGCUUCCCUAGUCCUCUCUGUAGCAAUGAGCACCUGGGAUGUUUUUGCACCAGUGUCUGUUAGCAAUUUUGAAUCGUUGCACUCCACUCUGUGUGUCCUUAAAUCAAAGCCAUCUCCCCGUUGAAUAACACAUUGUUAGUAGCGGGGUUUGGAUGUGGGGGCAAGGGAAAAUAAAGCUGGGUUAAGAACAGAGUCCUUGGAAUAUCAUCAAAUUUGGCAGUUGCAGGCCAAAGCCGAAUGUGGGGAGGGGGAGGGCACAGCCUCUGGACUACAGGCUAGAGAGUUCCUCAAUGUUCUGGUCAGGUUGAUAGGAUGCCUCCCCAAAUCACCUGGGACUUACUGUAGUAAAAUCCUGAUGACAAUGAGGACCCACUAGCAAAGUUUCCGUGUAUUCUUCUGUGGCUUCAUAAAGCACAUCCCGUUGGGUCACUGCGGGUGGCAGAAGCUGAAGCCCAGCGUCAGGUCUUUGCACAGAUACCUUACAGGUGCCUGCCCAUCUUUUGCCUGCUGCAAAGCAACACAGCACUGUGACCCAAGUCACUGCUUUGUUUUCACAGCAUCAUUGUUAGGUCAGUGCUCACUCAUGUGGCAAGUAAGAGAUUGCUGCUUCCCAAACAGGCUACGUAGGAACUGAGGUUUGAGUAAAGGAGUGCAGGUUUUGCCUGUUGCCAGUCACCUGGCUUUGUUUGACCUUUCACUGAAGCCUGAGUAAGGGCCUCAGGAUUUGAACCUGGAUGAGGGGCAGAGGUCUUGGCCUGCCAUUUGUGUUGGUCAUUUAGAGCAUUCUCCCAAAAUGAGGACAAAGCAUCACUGAGGAAUCUCCCUGCUCCAGGGAGCUGCUCAGUUUCUCUAGGGCUUUGGAAACUGUGACAAGCAUUAGUGAGUCAGAUAACUUUUUCUAAAAGUGCAAGUCCCAGACUGGGUGUUGCUGUUUGUUUUGUUUUAAGAUCUGCAAUCUACUGCUUCUAGCACCAGUCACAGAUAGCCAGGGGAUUAAUAGAUGCCCAAGGGGCAUGAGUAGAGCAUGCUGAGAAGCCCUCCCCCUCAUUCAGCACAGGCAGCACACUUUUCCCAGUACCUUUUGCAGCUGGGUUUUGCAUGGAUAGGCAUGGAACUGAAAUCUGUACUGGAGAUCAGGACCUUUACCGUUUCUUAUUGGUAGCAAAUUGCAGAUUAUGGAACACCUGAUUUAUUUCUAUCUACAAAACUACAAAUGGCUAUACCAAAGGGUCACCCUUCCCAAGUAUGUGUGGGGGUGUGUGUGUGUGUGUGUUGUGCACAGGGGGUUAAGAAUCUGAUCAGCUCAGCACAGUUUGUAACGAUACUGAAUUAAACUGAAAACACACUAAUCACCAAUCACUCUACCAGUGUUGUCAGUUUUUUUGUUUUUAUUGUUACUGUAAUAUAUUUUUGGUUGUUUUUCUAAUUUAAUUCUCUCACUCUAUUGUCUGACUGUGAACUGCAAACAGUGUUAAACUUGAUGUAAAUAAGGCUCUUGGAGGGGCCUCUGCCUGUUGUUUCACAAGGUUUUGCCAAUUUGCAUUUUGUUUUAAAUAAAGGUUGCAAUAUUUUAUUGGCAAAUGAA